CGUCGUGGGUUGGGAGUUGGCCUUACAAGCGAUAACCACAUUCUUUUCCCUGACGGCCACUACGCAUACCCCUCAACACUUCAAAAGUCUGCAGUUAUAUCAAUGGACCUCAGUUUGCGUCAUCUCCCGGAUCUUUCAGAUGCAACUGGGGCGUCUGACUUCUCUGAGGCAUCCUUUCAGAUACCAGUUGCCGACAGUUUAUCUUCAGAUUUACUGCUUGCAGACGAUAGUACAGACUUCUUCAAGGGAAUCGACGAGACUUUGGCUACACCCGCUGUAGCACCUCCAAUCCGCAGGCAACGCGCCCUAAGACUCAAUGAACUGACCCCGAAAUCUAAAGCUUCUCGCCCAGUACGCUCCAAGUCUCGUCCGGUGAUACCCUCCCCCUUGAAGCGGGUAGUAGCUCAAGACCUGACUAUUGCCCUGGAUGAAGCCCUCUCGCCGCUCAAAUCCAAUGAACCUUCCUUUACCAUUCCACACAUCAGUGCGGGUGUGGAUGGAUUACUUUUGUCGAUAGAUGCCGAUCUUUUGAAGUCGAAUGGGGCCGACGUCACGAUAACAGACGGUCUUGCUUCGUCGACAGCGCAAGACAUGCUAACAUUGAGUCAGCUGUCACCAGUGUCCAGGCCUUUACCGCGGUCGCCUUUGCAUUCUCCGCUAGUGGUUCCUGUAUCCUUUCCUUUUUACGAUCAAGCAAAUAUACCCAGUCUCGCCGAGGCCUCAGAUCCGACAGGAGUCUCCGAGUCUGUCAACAGUCUCACCCAAGAACCCGCUGCGCUGCAACCCCCGAGCCCUGGACCAAAUUUCGAGACAAGAUGCAUGUCACCACUCUGUCCCGAGCAAGGCCCUAGUGCUUUCGUUGGAUCACUAGGCAAUGGCGAAUCUUCAGCCCCGCAACGAGCAAAGCAGAACCCGCCGCCAUCAGGGCGAGGCAUGGUGAGCAAUGAACUCAAAGUUAAGCCGAAACGUACCGUGAUCGAAGGUGGGAUUUCCAAGCGCGGUACCGCGAAACUGCCACCAUCGAUGGCCAGCCGAAAGCUCUCGAAAGCUGAUGGGAAAUCAAAUCCACCGACUCAGUCUCUUGGCGUGAGGAAGGACACGCUCUCCUCGGUCAAGGAAGGGCAAGCUAGUGGUCGGUCAACCGCCACGCGCGCGAAUGUCAAGCCUACUAUCCGUGAUAGUCCUGAACCUGGCAACUUGGCCGCUGCUCUCCUAUCAUACGGAUUAAAAAGUGAGAUAACAUCGAACGGAAAAGCACAAUUCCGUGUGCCUGUCACAAAGACAUCUUCAGGACAGGUACACCAAUAUGUUCCCACUCACGUCAAAGACGAGUCGUGCUUAGAGCGGACGCAGCAAGAUUGUCUACAUGAUGUCCCCGAGCAAACCUCAGAAAUAGAAGACAAACCUGAAUUCCGCAGUCCGAACUCCGCUGAACAACACUCGGAAACACGAGGUGUAUCGCCUGUUACAAUGUCCAUACCUUCAGGGUCUACUGCGGAACCAAUGUCCGAGGUCAGUAACGAUCAGGUAGAUUCAUGGCGUCAGGAGUCUGUGCCUUCCGAGAUCGCCCACGUUUCUCCCGAAGAUGGUCUUGGUCCAACCUCAAGGACGGUCCCUACUUCCCCAAUGUGUGCAUCCCUCAAACGCUCGGCAUCAGCUGAGCCAGCGUUGGAUGAGAGCCAGCGGAAGAAAGCCAAGACGGACGCCUCCUCAACAGCUCUUACGCCAGCCUCAUACAAACCUAUCUCGAAACUGAAUGCAAGAACCACGAGGCUUGGAGCAAAGAAGAAGACGCUCCAGGCUUCGAGGGUGAAUAAUGGGGCGCGGGGGCCUUGUCGCUCUACAAGUGACAUGAAGGCCUCUUCACUAUGCACUAGCCACGACGCUACGAAGACUUCGGACAAGCCUCAGUCAAGCCAAACGUUCAUAUCCAUGAGAUCAAGAUCGCAGUCUUUGCAUGCCACUCAAGCGAAAUUAAUUGACAAGCCUCGACAGUUGACGGUGUCCAGCAGCCGUUCGAUCCACGAUCCAGCAGGUCCAAAUGUAGCUUCUACCAGUGCAUCAGGUCGAUCAGGGGACCUGCAAUGUGUUUCAUAUGAAGGCAAGGAACGUGGGCAGGCUGAGUCUCACGGGACGCUCUAUUCAUUGGGUUCCAGUGACAGUGGCCUCAUGCAGGGUCCCAGACACACGCCACAUGAAUCCGAGAAAUCGAAUGAUUCUCUGUCUUCCAGCAAAAUCACCAAGCCAAUUGAGUUUCAUUUCCAUUCGGAUGCACGGAUAGAAGCUCGUAAGGCCGAACUUGAAGAGAGGGCCAGGAGUUCACAGAAACGUUCUGUCAGAACAGACGGCCGCCUUCCAAUCCCUGACUUCAAAGCCAUGCAUGCCGCUCAAGAAGCGAAACUAGCAGCUAGGCGGGAGCAAAUCGUGCCUGUCGUUCCAGUGCCCAUCGACUUGUACACCGAUAUUCGUGCGCAAGAACGGGAGAAGUUUGAGACCGCGCGGCGUGCGAGGGAACGAGAGGCGGAACUUCAAGCUGAAGAAAGAAGGCGACUCCAAGUGUUGGAAGAAGAGAAAGAGAUUAGGGAACUAAGGAAACGUGCCAUACCCAAGGCGAAUGAAGUCCCUGAGUGGUAUGCAAAUGCGCCAAAGCGCUCCAAGGAAAGUAGAAUGGGGGCUUCGAUUGCGAAGUGACCAUGAUCGAAAAGCAGGGGUAUGUGUUAUGGCAUCUGAGCGUCAAAGAUGUGUUGAUUCAUUUGUACGUUACUGAUCUUGACUUGCAUCUUCCUUCUAAUAUUACUUUGUUUGUCCUGACGCUCUCGCCCACUAGCGUGUCCGCCUUGACACCGAGAUCCAUCUGUCGAUUGAGUCUUCUGUCAGGACAUGACAGACCUCAGAUGCUUCACUGCGAGCAGUCGACCGAUCACCUCAUUUCUCCUGAUACAAUGGAUUUCCGGACAACGGGGAUGAUGGAUAUUUGCUGACGAGCCUCCCUAAGCCUCCUCCCAGCUGUUUAUGCUCGUGUGAUCUCAGCGUUAGGGUUAUACCCGCCUUUCAAUGUUCACUCGAUCAAGAUGGCGGUACAUCUCCGGCCAUAGUGGAAGCCUUCAACGCGUGAUUUGGAUGCUCAUUGGCGAGCAAAUACGCUGGAAGACCUGUGACCACCUCACGUAAACCUCAUGUGUUGAAACCAGGACACGGUGUACCGGUAUGAUUAUCGUAACUUCUUUCGAUGGUCUAACUUCUUCUAUCCGUGUACAACCUCGCACUGCGCAGCGAUAGGUCGCCAAGAGUGUCAAGCUGUUUAUGUCCGUUGGACGACUGUAUCGAACUAUUUUGCAGGUUC
Somion occarium is the source of this 3343-nucleotide messenger RNA. NCBI's taxonomy places the organism in Eukaryota, Fungi, Basidiomycota, Agaricomycetes, Polyporales, Cerrenaceae. The record is from the annotation of a GenBank genome assembly.